AUGACGACCGCGAUAGAUGCCGGCCGCUUCUUCCAGACCGAUGAAUCCAUCGAGCAGAUCGAGCGAAAGUCUCGCAAAUCUGCCAAUACCUUUGGAGAGCCUUUGAAGCUUGGCUCCAAGCUACUUGCCAUUGAAGCCGCUGGUCAGCGUGUGGUCUACGUAGCAGAAGCGGCAGGGAGCGUGUCAGAGAUCCGUUUGUCGACCAACGAUAUUUCUAGGAGUCCUCGAGGCCCUGCCGCGCCUCUGACUUGUGUGGCCUUGUGUAGAACAACUGAAGCGACACGUGUCUUCGCGGGUUGUUGGGAUAAAUCGAUAUGGUCAUACGUCCCUCCAAAUGGAGCACGUGUGCAGCCUCAGAUCACAUCCUUCGCGGCACAUGCCGACUUUGUCAAGUGUGUUGCGGUAGUCCCAACGCCGGACAAGCAGACAAUACUCAUAAGUGGAGGUGCUGAUGGCGAUGUCCGGUUAUGGACUCUAGAUGGCAAGGCUUUGGGUAAAAUCAGCCCUAAGUGUCGAGCUAUCGAAAGUAUCGUCCUUGACCCGAUGUCAUCUGCCGAAGCUCCUGUGGUCUUCUUCUCUACGUCGCAGCGAGAAAUCUUCCAAAUGGCUAUUCCGCCACUGGCCGCAAUCAGCAGCUCGGCUCUUCAACUCUCUGCACCAAUCGUGGUUCACGAGACCAGCGUGUACAAGAUGGUCUUUGAUGCUGAUGGUGAUCUGUGGACUGCGUCCGCCGACAAGACCGCCAAGCACCUCGUUCGCGAAAAUGGAUGGCAAUCCGAUACUGUUCUACCACAUCCAGACUUCGUUCGUGAUGUUGCGGUGCAUGACAAGUAUGGCCUGGUCAUAACCGCAUGCAGAGACGAAGAAGUCCGGAUAUGGAACGCAUCAAGCGGUCAAUUGGUGCAUAUUUUCACGGGUCAUUACGAAGAAGUCACAGGUCUGGCGCUGGCCGAAGACCUGCUACUUAGCGUCAGUAUCGACGGGACCCUGCGUCGUUGGAGUCUUGCUCCGGUCGAUCUACAAAAAGCCAUCAAAGAAGCCUCCGAUCCAGAUCUGGCUAAAGAUGUCCCUGAACCCGAUACAGAUCUCUCGAUGCUGACCGCGGAGGAGGAAGCCGAGCUUCGAGCCAUGAUGGAGGGUGAAGAAGCAAGCGUUAUGGAAGCAAUGGCCAAAGACGAGCAAUGA
Molecule: messenger RNA, 1185 nt
Organism: Cyphellophora attinorum
Lineage: Eukaryota; Fungi; Ascomycota; Eurotiomycetes; Chaetothyriales; Cyphellophoraceae
Product: putative WD repeat-containing protein
Exons: 2
Coding region: 1-1185 (394 amino acids)
Molecular function (GO): protein binding
Source: RefSeq, a predicted model, not a curated record